AUGAUUGUUAAAACUUUAUUCUGGAACAUAAGAUCUGUGAAGUCCCAACAAGCAUUUCAUAGAGUUCAAAUGUUAAAUAAGCACCACAAGUUCUUUUUGAUAGCUUUGAUGGAACCUUUUCAGCAUCAGAGACAAAUUCAGCAAUAUAGAAGGAAACUUGGAAUGCCUUAUGCUAAUUCCAACUGUAAUGGAAAAAUCUGGUUCUUUGUGCAACACAAUGUGGAGGUCGAGGUUCUAUUGGAUACUGAGCAAUCCAUUACUGUAAAGCUGAACUUUCAAGAUUUCAAUAAAGAUAUGGUGGUUACAAUGGUGUAUGCCAAAUGUUCAAAAGUGGAGAGAUUGCAGUUGUGGGACAGUUUAUAUCUCUUGACUACUAAUAUGACAUCUCCUUGGCUGGUUGGUGGAGAUUUUAAUGUUAUAAUGAAUGAAGAAGAAAAAAUAGGAGGUUUACCAGUUUUGCCUCAAGAAUAUGAGGAUUUUGCUUUUUGUCUGAAUUCAUGUGAAUUGCAUGAGAUGCCUUUCAAAGGGAGUCCUUUCACCUGGUGGAAUGGUAGGGCCGCUAAUGACUGCAUUUUUAAGAGAUUGGACAGGAUUGUACAUAAUGAUACAUUUCAAAAUUGGUUUGGACAAUUAGAGGUGCAAUAUUUGUCCAGGAUUGGUUCUGAUCAUGCACCAUUACUGGUAUCAUGUGGAGAUCAGGUGCAAAUGUUUGUAAAACCAUUCAGAUUUCUCAAGUUCUGGGUGGAACAUGAUUCUUUUCUUGAUUUGGUUAAGCAGCAAUGGGAAACAACAUUAACAUAUGAUGUAUUUCUGUCUUUUAAGCUCAAGAGGAAGAAACUGAAAACUGCUUUAAGUACAUGGAGUAAGACUACUUUUGGUGACAUUUUUAAACAACUUGUUAUCAGAGAGGAAAUAGUCAAGAUUAAGGAGCAGUUGUUUGAGGCAGAUCCAUCUGAAGAAAAUAGAAUGGUUAUGCAGAGGGCACAAGCAGAACUUAAGCUGUAUCGUCAUUAUGAGGAGGAAUUCUGGAGGCAAAAAGCCAGGAUGGACUAUUUUUCUGAUGGUGAUAAGAAUACUAGAUAUUUCCAUAGUCUGGUAAAGGGAAGAAGGAAAAGAAUCCAGGUUAGGAGGAUUAAAGAUGAUGCUAGUAAUUGGCUUGAGGAUGUUGAUAGUGUUGCUGCUCAAGCUGUCAAUUUUUUCCAGAAGCAAUUUACUCAUGAAGAAGUUAGUGAAGAUUCACCAAUUUUUAAUCAUAUUCAAGAGCUGAUCAGAGAAGAGGAUAAUAUACUACUUACUGAACAACCUACUAUGGAGGAAGUACAGAAGGCUGUAUUUGAAUUAAAAGGGGAUAGUGCCUGUGGCCCUGAUGGAUUUUCUGGUAUAUUUUAUUAG
This is a messenger RNA of Lycium barbarum (goji berry), 1392 nucleotides long. RefSeq lists its product as uncharacterized. The record is from RefSeq and is a predicted model, not a curated record. Bases 1 to 1392 code for a protein of 463 amino acids. Gene Ontology annotation, molecular function: catalytic activity. Lineage: Eukaryota; Viridiplantae; Streptophyta; Magnoliopsida; Solanales; Solanaceae. The transcript has a single exon.